Messenger RNA from Chelonus insularis, 823 nucleotides. RefSeq names its product adenine phosphoribosyltransferase (gene Aprt). Gene Ontology annotation, molecular function: adenine binding; AMP binding; adenine phosphoribosyltransferase activity. The record is from RefSeq and is a predicted model, not a curated record. Bases 204 to 740 code for a protein of 178 amino acids. The transcript is spliced from 4 exons. Lineage: Eukaryota; Metazoa; Arthropoda; Insecta; Hymenoptera; Braconidae. Gene Ontology annotation, cellular component: cytoplasm. Gene Ontology annotation, biological process: adenine salvage; AMP salvage.
CAUAAAUGUUGUCUAAUUUUUUUAAGGUUAUUCAUCUGAUUUCCUAUACUCUCUAAUACCAAAUUCAGAUAGCAUUUAUAUCGCGUAGUGUAUCUUGAUAAGACAUUUGAUGUUCCUGUUAUAAUAAAAUUUCAUUUGUUUCUCACUCGUAGUAAUCAAAUUGUUUAAUUAAUUGAUUAUUUUCGGUUAUAAAAAAAUUGCAAAUGGAUGAUCCUGAAAAAAUUGAAUUGAUUCGCAAAUCAAUAACGACCCAUGAGGAUUUUCCAAAAAAAGGAAUAAUUUACAAGGACAUAUUAGGAAUAUUCCAAAAUGUACCAGCAAUGGUUGCCAUGAAGGACUUAUUAGUCAACCAUGUUCGCAAAUGUAAUCAUGUGGAUGUAAUUGUAGGAUUAGAAUCAAGAGGAUUUCUUCUUGGACCCCUGCUUAGUUUUGAGUUUAACAAACCAUUCGUUCCCAUAAGAAAGGCUGGAAAGUUACCAGGAAAUGUUAAGCAGGAAAAUUAUUCGAUGGAAUAUGGAGAGGCUACAUUCGAAGUACAAAUGGAUACCGUGAGCAAUGGAAGAAACAUAUUGAUUAUUGAUGAUCUUUUAGCAACCGGAGGAUCAAUGGCCGCUGCAAUUCGAUUGUUGAAAUCCGCUGGUGCCAAUGUAAUUGAGUGCCUUGUAAUCGUAGAAUUAACUUAUCUUCAUGGACGGUCAAAGCUCCCAGUUCCUGUGCAUUCAUUCGUUCAAUAUAAUUAAUCAAUACACUUGUGUAAAUAUUAAUUAUUCGAACGACGGCAUAAAUUAACGACGACAUAAAAACAUCAAAGUAGACAAAAAAA